AUGGUAUACAAUCAUGAAAAUACUAUCCUCAAAGAUUUUCCUCUGACUCAAUUGUUGAAUUUAAAAGAUAUCAACGUGGGCGGUCUGUACGAUAUUUACCAAAAUAAUCCCAACCCGAUCUUCAUGUGCUCAAACGAAUUAAACUCUCUAUCCAUACUCAAAGCUUACAGCAUGAUAUACAUGAUCGAUAUAUUAAACAAAAAAUUGUUCAUACCUUCGUACAAUAUAAGCAUAGGAUAUUUCAUUGUGCCUACAUGUUUUCACGUUGCAACUACCCAAAUUCAAUGCAUAAUUAAAAACGAUAUCAGGUAUAAAAUUGGUUUGGUAGGUUUGAUCGGUCCAUCUUAUAGCCAAAGCGCAUUCUUCACAUCACCAUUAUUAUCAUAUUAUAAAUUACCGCAUAUUAGUCCUGAAGCAAGUGCUGUGCAGCUUAAGGGAAGAAAAUUCAAUUACCUAUUCCAAAUAACUUCGAAUCAAAUAUUCUAUCUCAAUGCUAUACUCAGCUUACUUCAACUCUUCCGAUGGAAUGAAAUAUUAAUAAUUUAUUCACCUAUACCGUAUUUUGCUUGGUUUAGGGAUCAAAUGAACAUCGCAGCUACCCGUGAUAAUUUUUGCAUUUGGCUUGAAAUCGAGAUCAAAACGGCAAGAGUAGCAUUGCUAUUCAUUUCCGAUUAUCAAUUUGAGUAUGUCAUAAAUUUGAUACAUUCGGUAUAUGCCGCUCCCAAUUUUAUAUAUAUUGGGAUUGAUUCAUGGCCUUCGACAAAUCAAUUAGUAAAGUCGGGAUUGGCGAAAAUUGUUGAAGGAGCUAUAACGAUUUCUCAAUUUGGUAGUGAUGACUCAACGCAUUAUUCCUCUUGGUUGUCAAAUAGGGAUGAAGUUCUAACUACAGAGCAAGAACAUCAAUGGUAUUUUGGCAUCAAAGAUAGGCUCUCUAGUCAUGAAAACAAUUCAAACACUAGCUACAUGAUCAAAUUUGAUAAAACGGUUUCUUUAAGUAUGGAUGCCACCAUGGCUUUACUUUAUUCCAUAGAUGAUCUCAUAAAGAAUAAAUGUUAUAACAUAGAUAAAAUGCAAAUGAAAAAUUGCAUAAUUGAUAAUGAUUUAAAAACUUAUAUACAAAAUUUAUCAUUUUAUGGGUUGUCCGGUAAAAUUGAGUUUGGUUUAGAUCGAUCCGUAAACAAUCCUUUAAAAAUUGGUAACUUUCUCGAAGUCAAUGGUGUUUACGAUAUAUUUACAGUAGGAAAUUACAAUUUUCACAAAGAAAACGGGAGCCAAUUAAAAUUAAUAACAAACUUUAGAUGGAGGAAUUACACUUAUUACAAUUAUCUAACUGCUCCAACUUCCAGGUGCUCAGCACCUUGCAAAAUUGAUGAAUUACAAAUGACAACUUCAAGUAAAUGUUGUUGGAUAUGUCGCACUUGUUUUGGGCGAACUAUUUUUACGGCGUCAGAUCUGUUAAGGGCCAAUAAUUUUCAAAGGUGCAUAUCAUGUCCGAUUUACAAAUGGCCCAGUUUAAAUAAGACCGUAUGUGUAGACAUGCCAAAUUUUUAUAUCAGAGACUUUAAGAAAUAUUGGAAAAUAAUAAUAGUUCUAUCAUCAAUGGGGAUCAUUUUUGCUAUAUCUAUGGUUAUAUUUUACGUAAAACAUUAUCAAACUACCCCUUUCAAAUUAGAAUUUCAAUCAUUAUUAUAUUUACAAUAUGUGGGAAUAUUUUUUGGAUUUAUAUCCGUAUUUCUUAUAACUAAUCAUCAACCCAAUGAACCAAAAUGUGGGGCAGCUUUAUUCUUUUACUUGUUAUCCAUUUCCCUGAUUUUUGGUGCUUUGCUAAGUAAACAAAGUAUAAUAAUCAAACGAUUAAAAAUUAACAAACCCGGGUUCAAGGAUGUUAAAUAUGAAAAGCGAGCUCUUAUCAUGGCUAUUCUAAUAGUUUCGGUUCAGGAAUCGGAACUACCCGGGAUCAUCAUGGGUUUUAAAGGGACACCUAAAAAAUUAGGGAUUUUAUUUAAGAAAUGA
Messenger RNA from Gordionus sp. m RMFG-2023, 2013 nucleotides. RefSeq names its product metabotropic glutamate receptor 8-like. The record is from RefSeq and is a predicted model, not a curated record. Gene Ontology annotation, cellular component: plasma membrane. Lineage: Eukaryota; Metazoa; Nematomorpha; Gordioida; Chordodea; Parachordodidae. Gene Ontology annotation, biological process: G protein-coupled receptor signaling pathway. The coding region runs from base 1 to 2013 and encodes 670 amino acids. Gene Ontology annotation, molecular function: adenylate cyclase inhibiting G protein-coupled glutamate receptor activity. The transcript has 5 exons.